UUCGCGGGUCUAAAAAGACGACCGUCAUUUUACCGACAGAUAACGUAGUAUUGUGAGUGCACUGAUGCUAUCUUCGGUGACGCAGUAGAACUAAGAGCGCGACUAGCAUCAUAGGUCCCAGUGGUUCGGGAAAGAUUUAUGAAAACCCUUUUGCAACACGAAAACGUUCACGUUCGAGCCAGCAAUAUCCAGAAUCCCGACACCACAGAGGUUCAUGUAGAACGGUGCCGUUUCGAUGGAAUGCAAGGUGACAUCGUUAUCGUAAAGACGCCAUCUUUUUACACCGAAGGCGGAGAUGGGGAGGAGUCAUUGAAACAGUGGAUGGAUUCAAACUAUACUAAGCCGUGCAAAGCGGUUGGAGUGUUGUACAUGCAUAACCUUGCAUUCAGUGCAGGUGACUCAAACCUGGAAGUCUCGAAACAUCUUGGUGCUUUCCGACGAACAUGCCGUCCAAAUCUCAUUCCAAGCGUCAUUCGCGUCGUCCCGACUUCGUACCACAUCGCAUGGUUGUCGAGAAAGAGAAUGGAAACAUCAGUGACUCAGUUUCGACGUCAAGCCAAUGAUGAAGGUGCACAGUUUUGUAGCACGUUGCCUGACGGAAAGCCCUUUGAUGGCAAGCCCGAGACGGCGUGGGGCGUCGUUCAGGAACUCUUGGCAUCCUGCAAUAAUGGAAACAUAGGAGUUCCAGGAAACAAUUCCGCGAGCUCUGUUGGGAAGACAGAGGCCAAGGAUACAGCUGGGACUCAGGUAAAAGAGGCUAUCUCCGCUCCGAUCGGACCUACCUUGAAAGGUAUGCCCAUGCAACCCCCAGGUAGUCGCCCAGCUGUGGAAAAUCUUGCCGAUCGCCUUGUUGAAGAGUUCAGGGGGCAGAGGAGGAACAGCAGUUUGGAUACGUUAAUCAUGUUCGGGCGAACUGUACUGGAAUUAACUCCACCAGGUCACGCACAACACCAUCAUGCCCUCAUCCAUCUCGCUGAUCUCCUAUCUGAACGGUUCGAAAAGGAAGGAACGAAAGAGGAUUUAGAUGAAGUAAUCACAAUUAGGCGAGCAGCGUCAGAAUACAUGGUCUCAACCGACCCUCAGAGACAAGGAAUUCUUCUCAAACUUGACGAUUGCCUUUAUGAACGCUUCAGGAAGGAAGGUUCCAUGGUGGAUCUGGAAGAGAUCGUAUCUCUUCGCCGGGCUGCAUUAGAACACACUCCUCUACCGAAUCGAUGCAGGUCCCUUCUCAGUCUCGCUGACUCCCUUCACGAAAAAUUCCAACAACAGGGUUUAGUGGCCGACAUCGAUGAGGCCAUUAGCUUGGCGCAUACUGCGUCGGGGCUGUGCCGUCCAGGGCACCCUGAUCAUGCGUUGUCGCAGGGGUGUCUUGCACGUUGCUUCAAAGCGAAGGUCAGAACGGGGGAUGUCCGGGCUCGCUCAAAGGGAGCCCAGAUUGAGCUUUCGUCAUCCUGUUCUUCUGAUAUUAGGCAAUUCAUCAAAAAGAGUUUUUUCGAAACUGUUGAAAACCUCCCGCCGCGCCUGCUACACACUCCGACAGGGGCCAUGUGUAACCGAGAUGCUCAGCUCUCUUAUUUCGAAGAUAGUCCUCAAUACGAACGGCUUCUAUCGUCAGCCUCUUCACUCACCAGGCAGCAGCUGCAAAUGGAGAUCGGCAGUGUGGUUGCAGACUUCUUUCAAAUUGCCAUGCUGUCUCACAGGUGGGGGAGUCGCGAGCCCUUGCUACGCGAAAUUGAAGGCAAAAAUAUCUAUGACUUGCGCGGCACCGACGGUCUGGUAAAGCUCCAAGAAUUUUGUCUUCAUGCACUCGAACGUCAUAUCCAGUGGGCAUGGAGCGAUACGUGUUGCAUCGACAAAGAUAGCAGCGCCGAAUUACAGGAAGCGAUUGGGUCUAUGUUUUCCUGGUACCGCCGGUCGUCCCUGACGAUCGUGUACCUUCCCGAUGUCUUCGAGGCUGGUUCGCUUGCCGAUAGUGUCUGGUUCAGGCGAGGCUGGACACUUCAAGAACUGUUGGCUUCACACGCCAUCCUCUUCUAUACGUAUGACUGGUCACUCUACAUGAAGAGUGACACCGCGAACCAUAAAACAGAUCCUUCCGUGCUCGAGGAGCUCCAGAAGGCAACGGGAGUAGCAGAACAGCACCUUAACUAUUUCUAUCCCGGCGUGGACGACGCGCGGACCAGGCUCCACUGGGCAUCAGGCCGUAGUACCACUCGACCAGAAGAUAUUGCCUACUCACUUUUUGGAAUCUUCAAGGUUCACUUACCAGUCCUCUAUGGCGAAUCUGUGGAGAAUGCCCUCGGACGCCUCCUGGCAGAGAUCAUCUCUCGUUCUGGAGACAUUUCGGUUCUGGAUUGGGUUGGGCAGGCAUCAUCGUUCAACAGCUGCUUCCCUGCCAGUCUCUUGCCGUAUCAGGCGGUACCUUACAUCCAGCUGACCCCCAGUAACCCUGCCAAACACACUGAUCUGGAUCUUGAAAGAGCACAAAAAUUGUACAGUAACCUUGCAAGAUUGCCACGGGCCGGAUUUUUUAACCGCAGGCUUUUGUUGCCCUGCACCAUCCACCCGGUCACUGUGGUCAAACUACAAGGGACAUCGACUAGCCCCUCACGUUACACGUACGAGAUUCACGCGUCGCGCCUGACGCUCCCCAAGGUCACAAUGUCGGUCAACCUUGACAAGGGUGCCGGUAGAUAUAUUCUUGUUCGUCCUUGGGAUCCAAAAGCGCUCGCGACGCAAACCGGUGGCGAUCACGACGCUAUGUGGGAGCUGUUGGAACAGCUGAAGCAACCAUUCAACGCACUUCUACUCGAGAAGCUGCCUCACAAUGAGUACAGGAGAAUCGCAAGCGACUGUAUGAUUACUGCUUGUCCUCAGGAUCUGACCAGUGUCUUAGAUAGUGAAGUGCUGAUACCUGAGGUUGUAUAGGCUGUACUCGUGACGCACAUUCCUAUCCCACCUCUUCGUGUUUCGGUUGUGUUCCCGUUUGAUAUCUGUGCCAGCAGUGUAUUAGUACCUAAGCACAAGUACAUAUA
This is a messenger RNA of Pisolithus orientalis, 3035 nucleotides long. RefSeq lists its product as uncharacterized. Gene Ontology annotation, molecular function: protein binding. The record is from RefSeq and is a predicted model, not a curated record. The transcript is spliced from 4 exons. NCBI's taxonomy places the organism in Eukaryota, Fungi, Basidiomycota, Agaricomycetes, Boletales, Pisolithaceae. Bases 139 to 2928 code for a protein of 929 amino acids.